Puccinia triticina is the source of this 1104-nucleotide messenger RNA. RefSeq lists its product as uncharacterized. The coding region runs from base 1 to 1104 and encodes 367 amino acids. The record is from RefSeq and is a predicted model, not a curated record. NCBI's taxonomy places the organism in Eukaryota, Fungi, Basidiomycota, Pucciniomycetes, Pucciniales, Pucciniaceae. The transcript is spliced from 2 exons.
AUGCCACCGCGGCCCUGCAGCUCACUUGGUUUUACCAGCAGCCCCCCAGCCAGCUCAGUCGGCAUCAACCGGUCGAGACCAGGCGCGAAUGCGGCGGGCUCAGCGGGGGCGGCGUCCGCUGCCGAUCUCUACGCCGAUCUGCUUCCGUUGGACCUCCUAGACGAUGCUAACUUGUCUAUCCCCCCGCCGCCUUAUGAGCUUAUCGACCCGAUUCCGGCCGUUACGGCUCGCCUCAACAUCAACGACCAUGGUGCCGCCACCAUCCCCGACCACGGUAAUGAAGAUAGUGUAAACACCAAUAGGGCUGGUGUCUCAGCUCACUCGGCACCUGCAUCCGCCGGCAAUUCGUCAGUGAGUCGCCAGUCUGCCCCAGCGUCAACUAGUACCACCAUCGCCCCCGUGCAGACGAGAGAGCGUCCAUCAGGGAUUGCUGUCUAUCCCAAACCAGCACGCCCCCGCGGGCCUCGGCCAUUGUUGACCGGCCGAUCACACUCUGAGCUGGCCCCAAUGAGCAUGGCUGGGUGCACUGUCUUUGGGAGCCAACAUCCGCCGGACUCGGCUCGGACUCCCGUCACCUUGCCGGCGCCCUCUGGAAGCCAUCAGUCCGCCAAGGCUCCUCGGAAGCUGGCCAAGUAUCGCCCUGCCCCGUCCAACAUCGUCAAUCGGGGUCAAGUCAACCAGGUCUACCAGCCAGCUACGCUCUAUCAUCCUCUGUCGCCAUCAGAAUCCGCUGUCUCGUAUAGCCGACCUCCACUCAGUAACGCCUCAAGGGCCCAUAAGAUCCGGGCCAAGAGGAGCGGCGGCCAGCACCGAUCGAGCAACAUCGAUUCCCGCUCGACCGACGCGGCCAUCCUGAAUAACCUUGCGAAAGCCGAACAGACGAGGAACGACCAUCACCAGGCGGCUGCCUCAGACCGAUCUGCCGGCCGCGCCCAUACCAGCAUCCUUGAGCAUACUCCGGCCAACUGUCAUGCUCCCUCUCGGACUCUCGGCCAGCCAGGCCGGUUCGUCUGUCCCAAUUGUCGGGCCAGCUUCUAUAACCAUCAGCUCGUUACCUUGCAUCAUCGAUUCAUUCAUAACUCUCACAGCUCUCCGUCCAUGUAA